ACCUCCAUCCCCCUUCUUCCGGUACACCACCAUGGCUGAGAAGGUCGGCCCUAAGACUCCCAUCAACCACCCAGGGGUGACUUCUCUCCCCCCAGAUCCCAUCCAGAUCAUCCGCAGCAAGGCCCGCUCCAGGAGGGUUCGCGUCAACGUCGGAGGUCUAAACCACGAGGUCCUGUGGCGGACGUUGGACCGGCUGCCACGCACACGCCUGGGUAAGCUUCGCGACUGCAACACCCACGAGAGCCUGAUGGAGGUCUGCGAUGACUACAGUCUCCAUGAGAACGAAUAUUUCUUUGACCGGCACCCUGGCGCCUUCACCUCCAUCCUCAACUUCUACCGCACAGGGAAGCUGCACAUGAUGGAGGAGAUGUGCGCCCUGUCGUUCGGUCAGGAGCUGGACUACUGGGGUGUAGAUGAGAUCUACCUGGAGUCCUGCUGCCAGGCCCGGUACCACCAGAAGAAAGAACAGAUGAACGAGGAGCUGCGGAGGGAGGCGGAGACGCUGAAAGAAAGAGAGGGAGAGAUAGAAUUUGAUAACACCUGCUGCCAGGAGAAGAGGAAGAAGCUUUGGGACCUCCUGGAGAAACCCAGCUCCUCCCUGCCUGCCAAGAUCCUGGCCAUUCUGUCUAUCCUGUUCAUAAUUCUCUCCACUAUCGCCUUGUCCCUCAACACCCUACCAGAGCUCCAGGUACUAGAUGAGUUCGGCCAGGCCAACGACAACCCCCAGCUGGCCCAUGUAGAAGCCAUCUGCAUCGCCUGGUUUACCAUGGAGUACCUCCUCCGCUUCCUCUCUUCACCCGACAAGUGGAAGUUCUUCAAAGGUCCCCUGAACAUCAUUGACCUGCUGGCCAUCCUCCCUUACUACGUGACCAUCUUCCUGACGGAAUCCAACAAGAGCGUUCUACAGUUCCAGAACGUCCGGCGUGUGGUGCAGAUAUUCCGGAUCAUGAGAAUAUUGAGGAUUCUGAAGCUGGCCAGGCAUUCCACAGGGCUGCAGUCUCUAGGUUUCACCCUGAGGAGGAGUUACAACGAGCUGGGCCUGCUCAUCCUCUUCCUUGCCAUGGGCAUUAUGAUCUUCUCCAGCCUCGUCUUCUUCGCCGAGAAGGACGAAGACGCCACCAAGUUUACCAGCAUCCCCGCCUCCUUCUGGUGGGCCACUAUCACUAUGACUACGGUGGGUUACGGUGACAUCUACCCUCAGACUCUGCUGGGUAAGAUAGUCGGGGGUCUCUGCUGUAUUGCCGGGGUGUUGGUCAUCGCUCUGCCCAUCCCUAUUAUCGUCAACAACUUCUCUGAGUUCUACAAGGAGCAGAAGAGGCAGGAGAAGGCUAUAAAGAGGCGGGAGGCUCUGGAGAGGGCCAAGAGGAACGGUAGUAUCGUCUCCAUGAACCUGAAGGACGCGUUCGCCCGGAGUAUGGAGCUGAUGGAUGUAGUCGUAGAGAAAGGAGGAGAGGACAACCACCUGUCCCCCAGCCGCUGGGCCGGCACACCCAAAUGCGUCGCCUCUAACACCAGUCUUCAUUCCACGGAUAAGACAUUCCCCGAAUCCAUCCUCCUGGGGUCCACCCACCGCAUCACCAUCACCACCAGCAGCAGCCCCCAGCGACGGCACCUCGGUAGCCCCGAAAUCAGAGGCGGUAUCCCCGAAUUCAUAGGCGGUACCUCUCAGCUUCUUAACGCUCAGAACCUAGAAACCAUGUACAACCAGAUGGCCAGGUCUCAGUCCUUCACCAACCUCAACACUUCCUGUUCCCUGAGCACCAUGAGCACCUCAACCGGUUUCACCGCCACGACAACCCCAGAGUUGCAGCAGCAUCAGCACCCGGGGUCCCCUCCUGCCCCGGCCCCGACCUUACAGAAAGUAGAACUGGAGAUGCAGGAAGUCCCGCACUCUUCUUCUUCGACGGAGCCCUUGCUGAAGGAAGGUGAAGGAAUACGGAGCCUGCCCAGCAUGGAUAGCAUCGCCAGCUGCAGGGACGAUUUUGGGGAAGGCUCUGUAUAUGGAAGGAAGUUCCCUCCGUCUCUGGACCUCCUCCCAGAGUCGAGGGUCGAUGACGUCCUAAGCCCCCAAGAUGCCACCCUCCUCAAAGACAGGAUGUAUAGGUUUGUUCCCUAUGACCAAGAUGGUGCCACAAAGUCCAACAGAGACGACACAAAGAGCUUCAACAGAACUGUCGAGAACUUCCGGAACUCCCUGAGAGGCAGCAUCAACCCUGUCGUCAAGGGAACCAAAGGGUUAAAGGUCAUUUUUAUCGAGGGCCCCCCUACCGAGGUCCCCCCGACGCCACCCAGCACCACCUCACCCCAGGACAUUAGCUCCAGCCUCCUGGAGGAUGAGUCCCCUGAAGGGGAGACCACACCGCUCCUCCCCAGCACAGAGGCCCUCGACCUGGGCACAGAAGACGAGAUCUUCCCCCUGUCCCCGGAGAGGCUGAUGGUAGUGGUGGACACCCCGCCAGGGGACGAGGACACCCCGGACCAGAGUCUCGGGGGUCAAGGGUUGACCAACGAGGAGAACCACGAGGAGAAGAACCUGAUGGAGACAGCGGCAGCGGCAGGAGGGGCAACGGCGGGGAACUGCACCCAGGGUGUGAUGGGGGGAGGGGCAAGUGAGGAGGGAAAGGUCGACAUCAACCAAAGUGGACACAAAGCAGAGAACCACAUGGUCACACCAGAGAUCCCCCUGAUAACCGGGGACAGCAGAAUGUCCCCAAACUGUGAAACCAGCAUGUAACUGUAGGGGGCGCUCUGAGGGAAAAGACCCACUGAAACUCCAAUUCAAUAACCUGCUGAGAAAUACGACGAAGAAUGAGGAAAUAGGAGGAAAGUGAGAUGAGAGAAAAAGGGACAGAUAGUGGAAGAGAUAUUUUUGCAUGGCAUGACAAGUCCCUUUUACGUGUGUUGUUGUUUGUUGCCGAAACAGAGACUGCAGUAGUUUUUGCAGACUUAAAACUUUGGGACUCAAAUCGAGAAAGUCAUAUGGACAUAUUUAAGAGGAGGACAUUUUCAAUCCUGAUGUAUAUUUCAGUCUUGUUUCUUUUUUUUCUAGCAACAGUAAAAAAUGCUUAUCUUUAAAAAAAAGCAUGCAUUUAAAAAUAGAUAUAGAGGUAUAUUUGACAGUGCUUAGUUUCCUGAAAGCACUCAACAUACUAUGAUAACAAAGGCAUUGACAAUUCACAGAAGAAGAGACAGAAAAAAAUCCACGUUCGCCAAAGGUACAAAUAUUUCUAAUGUGAGGAGAAAGGGAGUAAUGACAGACCUCAGACCGAGGGUGUGUUCCAAAUAGCACCCUAUUCCCUAUAUAGUACACUACUUUAGACCAGAGCCCUAUGGCACCAUAUUCCCUAAAUAGAGCACUACUUUAGACCAGAACCCUAAGGGGGUGUUGCAACGCAGCGACCUAUGACAAACAUAUCAUGACCUUUUGUUUAAAUGCAAUGUGUAAAAACCAUGAGGACUAUGUCAUGUUUUUGCAUGUAUGAACUGUAUUGUUAACAUUUUCUUCUGGUUUGCGUUAUAAUUGGUUUGGGAUUUCAAUGUAAUAAUGUCAUGCUCAUUGGAAAUAAUGUUUCAUAAAACGUAUAUACAAC
Molecule: messenger RNA, 3590 nt
Organism: Salvelinus fontinalis (brook trout)
Lineage: Eukaryota; Metazoa; Chordata; Actinopteri; Salmoniformes; Salmonidae
Product: potassium voltage-gated channel subfamily B member 2-like
Exons: 4
Coding region: 32-2734 (900 amino acids)
Biological process (GO): potassium ion transmembrane transport; protein homooligomerization
Cellular component (GO): membrane; voltage-gated potassium channel complex
Molecular function (GO): delayed rectifier potassium channel activity; protein binding
Source: RefSeq, a predicted model, not a curated record